CCCACCUAGCAGUGAUAUCAUCUUGUCAUGGAGUGCCUGUUUUCCAACAAAAGCAGUUUUGGUGACAGAAAUUGGAACAUUUCUGACUGUUGAUGGAUUCAAAACUUCAGAUGAAAUCAAAUUCCCAUCCACCGUGAUAAAUGGAAUAUUACCUUAUGCUGUCACACAUGUAGCCCUAGGGUAUGACAGCACUUUAUUUUUAAUACAAGGUAGUGUUUUUUUGGUAGUAAGCAGUGGUGUUUACAGACUUGGAGGAAGUACUGUUCCAGAAUCAGGAAUUAAAGGAUUACAGGGAAGAAUGUGGUGUGCAUCUGAAUAUCCAGAAAAAGAAAAGAAUUCUGGAGUCUUAAGUGAAUUUAUCAUGUGGACAGAAGAUGCCAUUUUUCUUGGAAGAGAUGGCAACUUAUUUUUCCGUAUAGUGGAUACAGUAAUGUUAAAGAACCUUCUAGGACUGAGAUCAAACGUUGACAUAGAAGUGAUCAACGCUUGCUAUGAUUCACGUAUUUCUGAAAUCGCUUUCUUGAUAGCCUGCAGUGGGUGUAGUUCCUACUGGAUGUUUCUUCUGGCAGUGUUUGAUGAAGAUGGUCAGUGGUUCUUGAGAGAUUUUUUCAGACCUGCACCUAUAGGUGGAACUUUAGAUAUGAUAGUUGUAAAUUCAGCAGUCUCAUCCAUGCUACUGUGGGACAAUGACAAUGUCUAUUAUUCUUACAAAGAAAACCGAGUUAAUGGGUACGUUAAAGUAUCUGGCACAGACAGAGUGCUAUCUGCAACAUCAGAAAGAACAACUAUUCAACAGAUUAUUGUCGACUAUGGUGGAAACACUAUAAUAAAAAUGAAAAACAACGCCAUGUUCUUCUUAAAAUUUAAAAUGAAAAAUGUUAUAAAGCUCCAUGCUUGGGAAAACGAAAACAAAAACUGUAUCUUGUAUGUGAAUCCAGAGAGUGGCUUUUAUUUGCUGACAAUCAAUGGUUCUAACAUUCAUCGCCAAGUAUAUCCUCUGAGAACUGAAGUACUUAGUGCUACACAAAUUUCACAAGAAGCCUGUCCAUAUAUAUCAUUUCAACACAAUAUGAAAUCAAAUGUUUAUUAUGUGGAUAUGGGAAAGAAUGUGACUUUUUGGAUUCAGAUAGUCUUUCUGGAAAAUCUGGGAUUAUUUACCGAGGUUAUAAUCCACAGAUCAAACUUGCUGAAACAAAAAGCGUAUGUUAAUUACGAAAUAGCCCGUGGUAUUUGUACUAAGAACAAGACAAUAACAUUUUAUCAUGACCAAGAUUACAGUAAAGUAUUCCAUUAUAGAGAUACAUUGCGUAAGUCAGCUGGUAUUAUGACAGUUGAACUGCAACCCUCUUCAACCGGACGACAAUGUACUGCUUUCUCCAAGAUAUCUCAUAUUUAUGUUGGCUGCCCUCCAUCAAAACAUGUAGUCAUUAAAAAACCUUCAAGUUGUAAGAAGCAAAAUUUCACUUUCACAAUACCCAAGGAAUAUCUAUGGAACAGUAAAGAAGACUUGGAAACAAAGUACAAUGAAAAACUAUAUGGUUGCCUGAUACAUGCUUUUUAUGAAACGCCAUUUCGUCCUACUGUUUCCUUAUUUGAACACAAGAAAUUUGUUCAGUUUGUUGAGUCAGAAUAUGUACUGUGGGAGGUUAAUGGCAGGACUGAUUUUUUCUACAAUACAACUAUGACACAGGUACGUUGUGCACAUGAAGCACAGUCUUGGUCUACGAUGAUGACAAUGGGAAGUGGCAGAAACCAAAGCAUCACAGAUAUAGAUGAGCUUUGGGGACCACAUAAUUUCAAAUCUUGUUUUCAAUCUGAACGUGGUGAUCCGGGAAAUUUGAAAUUACCAUAUGAGAUCCUAAACCGUUCUGGCAUUAAUUCCAUCCUUUGGCCUACAGACCAUUAUGGCAUUUACUUGUUCAAACUGAAGAUACUGGACCCAAAUUUCAGUUUUUGUAAUUUUUCUAUAUACUUCGCAGUCCGUACCUACGGCUUCAGUGAAAGCCUAGAUCCUGCUGAGAUAGCUGGCUGGUCUGUGCUUAUCGUAACUCUCUUUUUGGGACUCCUCAUUCUCAGCUACUUCAGAUACGUGAAGAUAUUUCGGGCAGUCAAUUUCAUUGAUCUACCACAGCCAUCACUUCAUUCACAUCUUAGUACAACCCAAAAUGCUGAAGAAAUGAAGAAAGAAGAGUAAUAUAUUCAUCUCCCUUACGUAUUACAAUGUAUAUUAAGGGCAUCUUAAUGUUU
Sphaerodactylus townsendi is the source of this 2247-nucleotide messenger RNA. Its product is annotated as cation channel sperm-associated auxiliary subunit epsilon-like. Gene Ontology annotation, cellular component: CatSper complex; sperm principal piece. Gene Ontology annotation, biological process: sperm capacitation; flagellated sperm motility. Lineage: Eukaryota; Metazoa; Chordata; Lepidosauria; Squamata; Sphaerodactylidae. The transcript has 14 exons. The record is from RefSeq and is a predicted model, not a curated record. The coding region runs from base 299 to 2194 and encodes 631 amino acids.